Messenger RNA from Melitaea cinxia (Glanville fritillary), 1385 nucleotides. It is a transcript of the gene SPARC, whose product is annotated as SPARC. Bases 61 to 1026 code for a protein of 321 amino acids. The transcript has 9 exons. Gene Ontology annotation, biological process: anatomical structure development. Lineage: Eukaryota; Metazoa; Arthropoda; Insecta; Lepidoptera; Nymphalidae. The record is from RefSeq and is a predicted model, not a curated record. Gene Ontology annotation, molecular function: protein binding; extracellular matrix binding; collagen binding.
UCCGCGACAGAGGACAGCUUCGGCCUGACGCACACAAGACACACUGAGAUAGAAAUCAAAAUGAGAAGUUUAUUGUUGGUGGCCUUACUGGUCGUGGCGAUAUGCUCCACGGAAGCAGUCGUGAAACGUCGCAAGCACCGGAGGCUGCGCACGACAACUACCACAGAGCCGGCCAUGUUGGCGGCGGCGCGCCUGUUCCCCCCGGCGGCCGGUGUGGUGCGAGCUGAUGAGAGCGAGCACCUCGAGCUCGGGCGGGCGGAGAGCCUCGACGAGAAGAAGUUCCAGGAGGCUGAACGAGCCCGUGUUAAUGAAAUGAUGAAUGAGGUCGGCGAUGAACAUGAAAAUGAAGUUUUUAUGGAUGACCCCUGCCUGAAGGUGCACUGCAGCGCUGGCCGCGUGUGUGAGAUCGACGAGCACGGUGACGCCGUCUGUAACUGCAUCAAGGAGUGUCCGUACGAGACCGACUCCCGCCGGAAGGUGUGCACGCACCAAAACGAGACGUGGCCGUCCGACUGUGAGGUGUACCGCCAGCGUUGCCUGUGCCUCGACAACUCGGAGCUGUGCCGCGGCCCGCAGUACAACCACGUGCAGAUCGAGUACUACGGCGCCUGCCGAGAGAUGCCGGAAUGUUCCGAGAAUGAGAUGUCUGACUUCCCGCGACGCAUGCGCGACUGGCUCUUCAACAUUAUGCGUGACAUGGCGGAGCGUCGCGAGCUCUCACCUCACUACCUUGUCAUGGAGCGCGAGGCGGAGUCCAACCUCACGCGUCGCUGGACCAACGCCGCCAUCUGGAAGUGGUGCGAUCUUGAUGCUCACGACAACGACAGAUUCGUGUCUCGACACGAGCUGUUCCCGAUCCGCGCACCUCUGAUGUCUCUGGAGCACUGCAUCGCGCCCUUCCUGGACCGCUGCGACGAGGACGAUGACCACCGCAUCACGCUCGCCGAGUGGGGCAAGUGCCUACAGCUCGAUGAGUACGAGCUAGAGGACCGCUGCGACGAGUUAACGGAAGACGCGUCAAAGUGACGUCACCGCCAACACGUCGACCUCGUGUGGACAUUUAGCUCUUAAAUUGUUAUAUUAAGUACUUACCUUAGAGUCACGCUGUACUUUCUGAUUAAAUAAAAUUUACUAUCUCUGACGUGUCUUAACAAUUUUCGAUGAUGUAUUUAAGUCUACCCACAUUCGAACGUCUUUAUCUUUAACAAGUAAGAAAAUGAUAGUUUUUCACUGCCCUUGACACGAGGAGACCACUUUAUAUAAUGCUUAAUAGACGCAACGUUAGUAAUUUAGGAAAUAUCUAUUGACAUUAUAACUAAAAGCUACCGUACUGUGAUUAUAACCAAAAAGUUAAUGAUAAAAUAAAUAUUAGUAACUCUCUUAAA